Molecule: messenger RNA, 339 nt
Organism: Alosa sapidissima (American shad)
Lineage: Eukaryota; Metazoa; Chordata; Actinopteri; Clupeiformes; Clupeidae
Product: PLAC8-like protein 1
Exons: 3
Source: RefSeq, a predicted model, not a curated record
AUGGAGGGGCUCACCCUGCAGUUGAGAGUGGCCAGUGGAGCACUGGACUGCUGUUGUGCUGUGUGUUGCCUGCCCAUCUUUGCGUGUAAGACGGCCGGAGCAGCAGGAGUGUGUCCCUGUCUGCCUCUGCUGGACUGUGUGAGCUGCCUACCCCCGGCCUCCCUAGCCAUGAGAGCCGCAGUCAGGGAACGCUAUGGCAUACAGGCAGGCAUUUGCUCUGAUUGUUUCUACGGCUGGUGUUGUUGCCCACUGUCCUGGUGUCAGAUCUCACGAGAGAUCAAAAGGCGAGCGGCCGCUCUUGCCUCCUCAAGGGCCAGCUCUUUGUCUCAAACAUCAUCA